Caenorhabditis angaria is the source of this 492-nucleotide messenger RNA. NCBI's taxonomy places the organism in Eukaryota, Metazoa, Nematoda, Chromadorea, Rhabditida, Rhabditidae. The record is from the annotation of a GenBank genome assembly.
AUGAUCGUGAUUUGUUAUUUUUUACCUUUUCUUUGUAUCGUUGAAGAAGAUUAUGAGGGAUGUAUUGUGAAAACUGGAAAUCGUCCACAAUUAGAAGUUAAUCUGAUUUGUAAUAAAACGAAGACUCGAACAAUUCCCUUAAGUCCGGAAAUUGUAAAAUGGAUUAAAGGAAAUAAAUAUGAGCAAUGUCUUGCCGAAACUCGUAAUCAGCAACGUAUUGAAGUCGAUUUCGCUUGUGAGCAAUUUAGACCUAAACUAAUAUGCGUUUUGAAUUCGGAUUUCCGAGCUAAUAUUGGAAUUGGUAGUCCGUGUAAUCAAUAUAAGUCAUAUGAUAAUUUGGAGACAACAACAAUUGAAGUUGAAAAAACUUUGGAAGAAAAACGGAAAAUUUACCAGCAAUGUAAAAGUAGAAGAAAAUUGAAGAAAUUCAUGAGCUUGGGACUUGGACAAAUGUAUUUUUCGAGCGAUCCUUGUAAAAAGCAUUUGGAUUAA